Molecule: messenger RNA, 1909 nt
Organism: Zootoca vivipara (common lizard)
Lineage: Eukaryota; Metazoa; Chordata; Lepidosauria; Squamata; Lacertidae
Product: caveolin-2
Biological process (GO): regulation of cytosolic calcium ion concentration; cell differentiation; caveola assembly
Cellular component (GO): sarcolemma; focal adhesion; caveola
Molecular function (GO): molecular adaptor activity
Source: RefSeq, a predicted model, not a curated record
AUGUUGGCCAAGGCUGAGAAUAGAACGGGAGUCAAGUUCCUGCACACAGAUGGAGAGAAAUACUGUGCAAGUGAAGAGUGGGCAGGCAGGUUAAAUAAGAACAGACAAGACAGUUUCAGUAAAACACGAAGCCUAUGCAACAAAAGGAAGUGUUAGAGGCAGAAUUAUAAAGAGGUGCUUGUCAGCGUUACUGGAUUCCCCCUUCUGAGAGAGCAGCCGUGCCUCCGAGUGCUGAUCUUCUCCCUCCUAGCAGGAUGAUCAAUAACGAUUACCUGAUUGAGUGCAAGUUGGAUCCAGAAGACCCUCAUUUGCAGGAGCCAGGAUCUCCCAUGUUCCUGCAGUCCACUAUCAACACACCACCCAAGGCAGACCCUCGGGACCCACGUGGGAUCAACCAGCACCUUAAGCUGGAAUUCUCCGACAUCCUUGCUGAGCCUUCCUCGUUUCGCAGCUUUGACCGGGUUUGGACCUGGAGUGACAUCGUCUUUGAGAGUUCGCGCCUCUGGUGCUACCGCAUCAUCUCGCUGCUGUGUGCUGUGCCCGUCUCCCUGUUCUCGGGCUUUCUCUUUGCCUGCCUAGGCUGCCUGCACAUCUGGUGUGUGAUGCCCUGUAUCCAGCUCUGCACAAUGGCAAUGCCUCCGGUUCGCACCCUCUGGGCCAGCAUCCUGGAUGUUGUGGUGGCCCCACUUUUCACCAGCCUGGGCCGCUGCUGCAGUGCCAUCUACCUCACCAUUACUCAGAAGUGACACAGAGGCGCCUCCUCCCCCAAGACCCACAUGCCAAAGACUUUCCUUCCCAUUUCAUUCAGAGCCACUAAACAGGUUGGAUUUCGCAGCAGAGAGUAGAGCUCACAGGGAGCUUUUAGCCUUGGGUCAGAAAAGGGGAAUUGUGGGUGAGGGAGCAGGUCAGAGGGAAGGAAAACAAGGAGGCCAGAGGAUGAGGGAAAUGGUGCUUCAGAGAGAAGUCUCAAAAUGAAACAUUCGUAUUCUAUUCUCUUAUUCUUCUAUUCUCUUUUUUGUCCAGACCUGCAGAAAGAAUUCCACAUUAUUCUAGGAGUGGGCUCUCCAUGGUCCUCCCUGUGUUCCUUGGAUGAAGGGUGGUAUAAUUUUUAAUAAUAAUAAUAGGUGAGGAAAUUUCAAAACUACCCUCCUCUGUCCCUGAGAUUCUAGCUGGCUCAUCUGUUGGUUAGUAUCUCAGAGACAGGGAUGGGGAUCCACCUGGCUUUGCACACAAGACAGUCUCUGGCUACUGGCCAUCCUGUCUGGGGCUGAUGGGAGCUGAAGUCCAACCACUUUUGGCCUAAGCGUCUCCUCCCCCAUCAUUCAGCCCGGACACUGAGGUCCAGCGCCGAGGGCCUUCUGGCGGUUCCCUCGGUACGAGAAGCCAAGUUACAGGGAACCAGGCAGAGGGCCUUCUCGGUAGUGGCACCCACCCUGUGGAAUGCCCUCCCACCAGAGGUAAAAGAAUAACAAUUACCAGACCUUUAGAAGGCAUCUCAAGGCAGCCCUGUUUAGGGAAGCUUUUAAUGUUUGAUGGAUUUCUUUGUUUUAAUGUUUUGUUGGAAGCCGCCCAGAGUGGCUGGGGGAACCUGGCCAGAUGGGCGGGGUAUAAAUAAUAAAUUAUUAUUAUUAUUAUUAUUAUUAUUAUUAUUAUUAUUAUUACCCUGACUCUGACAGCCCACAUAAGAAUCUCCUCGAGGAAAAGUAACACUGGGAUUCGCCUUCUGACAUUUUGCACAGUCGGGAGACUAGGGCAACUCCAGACCCAGCGCUGGGCUCUGGGAGAAGAUGUGGUCCUUUCUGUGGGGGGCAGCCUCCACUGCCUCCAGCCCCUCCUCCCACAGCAAUAGCUGAGAUGUAAAGCUCUGUCGGCGUCGUCCCCCCCCUUAUUUAAUAAAACAGAAAAGUUG